GGUCCAGCUUCCUCGCCUGAGAGCCCGGGAAACCGGCGGAACGCAGAUACGCGAGGGCCGGGAGCCGGAGGAGCCGGGCCACCGAGGACUGUACGGCAGCGGGGGAGCGGUUUGGCGGGGACACAGGGCCGUUCAGUGGCCGCCGCGAUGCUCCCUUCCUUGCAGGAAUCGCUGGAUGGGGAUGAAAAGGAGCUAGAGAGCAGCGAGGAGGGUGGCUCCGCUGAGGAGCGGAGACUCGAGCCGCCGCCCAGCAGCCACUACUGUCUCUACAGCUACCGCGGAAGCAGAUUGGCACAGCAGCGAGCGGACAGUGAUGAUGGAAGCCCAAGUGGCACAAAUGCAGAAACUCCCUCUGGUGAUGAUUUCAGCCUCUCCUUGGCGGAUACUAAUCUACCAUCUGAAUUGGAGCCAGAGCUGUGCAGUUUCAUUGCUAAGCGUCUUUCUAAGGGAGCAGUCUUUGAAGGGCUGGGUAAUGUUGCAUCUGUGGAGCUGAGAACUCCAGGUUACCGAGUUGGUUGUUAUUACUGCCUUUUCCAACAAGAAAAACUACUUUCCCAAACAACAACAGACUCUGAACAUAACUGUUCAGCGUAUGUGGUCUGCUUUUUAGGAGGGUCUGAAAAAGGACUUGAGCUUUUCAGGCUUGAAUUGGACAAGUAUAUUCAAGGGCUGAAAAAUAACAUGAACUGUGAGGAAAGGGGUGGGGAGAACCACGUACAGUCCUACCUGAGCAGCUGGUUUGAGGAUGUUGUAUGCCCAAUCCAAAGGGUGGUUCAUCUCUUUCAGGAGCAGCUUACCUUUCUGCUACAUGCUGCUCUGAGUUAUACUCCUGUUGAGGUUAAAGAAUCAGAUGAAAAAACAAAGAGAGACAUUCACAGGUUUCUGAGUGUGGCCAGUCUCCAAGGCCUUAUUCACGAAGGCACCAUGACGUCUUUGUGCAUGGCCAUGACGGAGGAGCAGCAUAAGUCUGUGAUCAUCGAUUGUAGUAGCUCCCGGCCUCAGUUCCACAACGCAGGAAGCAAUCGGUUUUGUGAGGAUUGGAUGCAGGCUUUUUUGAAUGGUGCUGAAGGAGGUAACCCUUUUCUUUUUCGACAAGUCCUGGAGAACUUUAAACUAAAGGCCAUACAAGACACAAAUAAUUUGAAGAGAUUUAUCCGGCAGGCAGAAAUGAAUCAUUAUGCUUUGUUUAAAUGUUACAUGUUCCUAAAGAACUGUGGUAGUGGAGAUAUCCUUUUGAAGAUUGUUAAAGUGGAACACGAAGAAAUGCCCGAAGCCAAAAGUGUGGUAGCUGUCCUUGAAGAAUUUAUGAAAGAAGCUCCUACCCAAAGUUUUUGAUCACAUGUUUUGAGAUGAUUAUAUUGUGAAGUUACGCAAGCCUUGGUGUUUGAAAUUGCAGUUGUUAUAACUGUCAUAGGAUUGCUAUUUCAGAUUAUUUGAAACAUUCUAGGUUUUUUCAUGUUGUACUUUUAAGAUUAAACCUAAUUAGACAUAUAAAUCUGAGGAAAGUCUUCACUGAGCCCUAGAGAGAUGUGUGUUAGAGUUGUGAAAAUUUUACAUUUGCUGGUCUCAUAAAUUCUAGACUUCAGGGAGUUGUUGCUUAAAAAACUUCAGAGGUGAUUUUGUGGCUUCUGUGAGGAGUUUGCUGCAGUAUUUAGCAAAGUUUCCUCCCAGAAAAAUGAUAAUACUUCUUUCUCAACACACUAUAGCUUCUUUUAAAAAAAGUACUCCUAGUUUUAGGACAGAUUAAUACCACGACACCAUUUCAAAAACAGAUCUGUGCAUCCUGUGGGUGCUUGAUAGAUUUUUUUUGUCUGAUUGAUAAUGGAUGGAUGAUGAAGCCAGCUUUCAUGUCAAUAUGCAAAUAAAUCAUGAGUGUGUAAGGAAGUAAAUGAGCUUUAAAAAUAGAUGUACUCGGGCUUCCCUGGUGGCGCAGUGGUAGAGAGUCCGCCUGCCAAUGCAGGGGGACAUGGGUUCGUGCCCCGGUCCGGGAAGAUCCCACAUGCCGCGGAGUGGCUGCGCCCGUGAGCCAUGGCCGCUGAGCCUGCGCGUCCAGAGCCUGUGCUCCGCAACGGGAGAGGCCACAACAGUGAGAGGCUGCGUACCACAAAAAAAAAAAAAAAAAAAGAUGUACUAGCUUCAAGAUAAAACAUUAUCUCUGAUGGAAAGCUACUGCAGAAGUGGCCCCAUCACUUUUCUUCAUUUGUUCACAGGUAUUUGCCAAGAGCCUAUUUUUUUUUCUUUCAGAUGAAAAUGCUGGAGUUUUUAAACAGAGUGUUAAAAAAGAAACGAAGUACAUAAAUUUUACAAGCAAAUGUAACAGAGAUUCUUCAUGUCA
This is a messenger RNA of Mesoplodon densirostris (Blainville's beaked whale), 2335 nucleotides long. RefSeq names its product chromosome 18 C17orf75 homolog (gene C18H17orf75). Gene Ontology annotation, cellular component: trans-Golgi network. Bases 148 to 1335 code for a protein of 395 amino acids. NCBI's taxonomy places the organism in Eukaryota, Metazoa, Chordata, Mammalia, Artiodactyla, Ziphiidae. The transcript has 10 exons. The record is from RefSeq and is a predicted model, not a curated record.